Messenger RNA from Daldinia childiae, 342 nucleotides. RefSeq names its product 37S ribosomal protein MRP2, mitochondrial. Lineage: Eukaryota; Fungi; Ascomycota; Sordariomycetes; Xylariales; Hypoxylaceae. Gene Ontology annotation, molecular function: structural constituent of ribosome. Gene Ontology annotation, biological process: translation. The record is from RefSeq and is a predicted model, not a curated record. The coding region runs from base 1 to 342 and encodes 113 amino acids. Gene Ontology annotation, cellular component: ribosome; mitochondrial small ribosomal subunit. The transcript has 3 exons.
AUGUCUAUGUUCCGGGCUAAGAAGCUUGAUAUUGGCUGCUUCGUCAAUAUUAAGACGAUCAGAGAUCACUCCAAGAGGAAAGCCUAUGCACAAUUCGAGCCUGAGAGACAAGCUCUGCGAUAUAUCAUCCGAAAUACCACUCUCCCCCCAAGGGCUCGAGCCGAAGCCCAACUACAGCUUACACAGAUGCACUGCUAUACGCGACCAACACAAAUCCGUGGACGAUGUAUAUUAGGUGGUAAGGGAAGAGGUAUAUUACGCGACUUCAAGAUGUCAAGAUAUAACUUUAGGAUGCAAGCUAUAGCAGGAAAUAUUCCGGGUGUAAAGAAGGCUAGCUGGUGA